UCCGCCGAGUUUUGCAGCGGCGGCCGACACUUGUGCGCCGUCCUGCAUUCCGCAAAACCGCCCCAGCCUCUGAGCCGAGUGGCACGCCACCGCGAAAGCCGCAGAGUGCGAAGACAGUGCAUGGACUGAAAGUGCCGACGGCCAUGGAUCCCACCCUGGUCGACGACUACGGCGAGUACGUGGAGGAGUUCAACCUGGAGCACCUGAGCAACGGCCAGCAGGUAAAGCGCGAGCUGGCCGACCGCCGAGUGGCGGCCGCCGCCGCCGCCGCCAUCGUCGGCGGCGGUGGCGGCGGUGGCGGCAACCCGACCCCGCUGGCCAGCCCCAACAGCCUGAUGCACCAGGCCGGGGGCCCGCCGCCGCCGCCCCCGCCGCAGCAGGUGCUGAUCGGCGACACGGGCGCCGUCAUGUACCCUGGCACGCACCACCUGCACAGCAUGAACGCGAUGGGCUCGCCGAACCCGCAGCUGCACACCAUGUUCCCGCAGAGCCAGCAGGGGCCGCCGCCGCCGCCUCCCCAGCAGCUGCUGCCGCAGAAGGGCGAGCCGCCCCAGGCGGGCAUCUUCACCACGAUGACGCCGUCGACGCCGGGCACGCCGCCGGACACGCCGCCGACGCCGCACGACUGCCACAACAGCUCACUGCCACCGUCGCCGUCGUUCAUGCCCAACGGCCUGCACCACGGCGGCGGCGGCGGCAUGCACCACCCGCCCGAGGGCCGCGUCAACAUCCUCAGCCCUGACGAGGCCAACUGCUGGAUCCCGUCCGGCAUGCGCUACAACGGCGACACCGAGGGCCCCCUGGACCUGCGCGGGGGCAACGAGCCCUUGGUGAUGGAGGUGUGGCCGCCGAACCUCGGCGGUGGCGGCGGCGGGCACCACCCGCGCAGCCACCUCAAGCACGGCUACCUGGAGGACCACCUGGACUCGCCGAUCGGGCUGCAGGGCCACAUGGGCGGGCUGGGCGGGCCGGGCCGCGCAAUGAGCCUGUCGCCAGACAGCCGGUGCACGUCGGUGUCGUGCAGCAACAGCAUCAUCAUCUCGACGGGGCCCGCCGACGCCUUCCUCACCGACGAGUUGCUCAUGUCGUUGUCGGUGCGCGAGCUGAACAAGCGGCUACACGGCUUCCCGCGCAGCGAGAUCGUGCGGCUGAAGCAGAAGCGACGCACCCUGAAGAACCGUGGCUACGCGCAGAAUUGCCGCUCGAAACGUCUGCAGCAACGCCACGAGCAGGAGACGCAGAUCCGCAGCCUGCAGGCCGAGCUGCAGCGGGCGCGCCACGAGUGCGGCCGCAUGCGGCAGGAACGCGACCACUACCGCGAGAAGUGCAUGAUCCUGGAGCGCAGACAGCAGCACAUCCACCAGCACCAGCACGACAUGGACGCCGUCAGCAACAACAACAACAAUAACAACAACGGAGGCACCGGGGGCGGCGGCGGCGGCGGCCAUCCACCGGCCAACGGCGGCUCUCCCUCCGACCCCAGCAACCCCAGCUCGCCCGAGUUCCAGCAGCUGCACAGCGUCGCCGGCGCCUACCAGUGACACGGGGCCCCCGCGCACCCCCAGUGGUGCAAGCCGCCUCCGCACCGGCCCCCGCCCGCCUCCGGCAUCCACCUCGCGCCCUUGCACACGCUGACGGUGCCGCCCCACCAGUGCCACUGCUAGAACGCGUGCAGUGUGAACUCGAACGGACGCCCUGAACGGUGCCCCCAGACUUCGGCCCCCGCUACCCCACUUGCCGCCAGUGUAAAUACUUAGUUCUCGACGUAAAAACAAAUGCAUAUCCGACUUAUUGAGAUGCCCCUGGUCAGACUGUUACAAUUCGAACGUGCAGGUGUGUUUUUAUUUCGUUUUCGCUGAGAAGUUAUGCACAAAGCUAUUUCGCUGCGUAAUUUUUGCCGCGGCGAAACAUUUCAAGGUUCCGUGCGAUUUGCAAUAAUAUGUAUGUUUCGUCAGUCUCGUUUCAACUUGCAUUUAUUUGCUCACUUUGACGACAACAAACGCAAUGGAUUGUAUGUAUAUCGUACCUGAUUCAAAGACCCCUCUGUCUGUUGGUUAUAUCGAAAUGGUUUGUUGAUACCAAGAGAGGCACAAAUGGCGCGCGCGUUUUUCCACUUUUCUCGACUCGCUAAACUCUCCUUUUAUUGUUGACAAAUAUUGAGAUGAAUGUGAUUUCACUGGUUCACUCUCGAGAGAGUGAAAAUCGUGAGUGUGGUCAAUCAAAAUUAAAAAAAGGUGCAAGUGGUUAUUUAAUAAUCAAGUGGUAUCAUUUAGACUGAUCAGUUCACAAAAAAGAAUCCUGUAAAAGUGGAGAUAAUAAUUAAAAUUAUAUAAAACAAGUACGGUUUAUUGCUGAUGAGAGACAAUGAUUGUGAUUGUAAAUCUAAGAGGAUGCGAGUUGUUUUUAAAUCUAUUGUUUCAAAUCUCUAUUGUUUUCCUUAUUUUAUGGCAAGAAAUCGAUAUAUUAAUCGUCUUCUCACUUCUUUAUGUCUCGACUUUAAAAAUAACUAUUACUAUAAAUAUCAUUGCUGAAAUUUUUAUGGUCAGUGAAUGCCGUGUGUACACACAAACGUUUUAUGAAAAGGGUAUGUAAUUUUACAAUACUAUUAUGUCAGGAAUAUUACAAAAUAAAUGUCAUUGUUUUAAAAUUA
Molecule: messenger RNA, 2650 nt
Organism: Cloeon dipterum
Lineage: Eukaryota; Metazoa; Arthropoda; Insecta; Ephemeroptera; Baetidae
Product: transcription factor MafA-like
Exons: 1
Coding region: 144-1541 (465 amino acids)
Biological process (GO): regulation of transcription by RNA polymerase II
Cellular component (GO): nucleus
Molecular function (GO): DNA-binding transcription factor activity, RNA polymerase II-specific; RNA polymerase II cis-regulatory region sequence-specific DNA binding
Source: RefSeq, a predicted model, not a curated record